CCGACAUGUAAACUUGACCAACGUCAAGUCGCGCUGGGAUGUCGAGCACAAGGAGCACUGAGGUGCUGGAGACAGAGAUGACCAUGGCGCAGGACCCCGCGCCCCAAGAUGUGGAGGAAGGUCCAAAAGCCAGGAUGAUCCAUGAGGGACCGAUGCCGCGCCACAUCUGGGAAUCCCGAGGGCCCCCUCGCUGGCGCUUGUGCGGUAUGCACUUGGAGGAGGACGACUUUGAACUGGUGCAUCGGGCUGCUCGGAGGAUGGAAGGGCUGCGACUCUUUCUGCAGUUCAAUUUGGUCAUGGGCUUGACUUGCUUGGUCGUAGGCCUGUGUUUUGCAUCCUAUCUGCACGAGUCGUUCAUCCGAGUUCCGUUCCGCUGCUGGGAAGAUACGUUUGGACCUCUCAGCAGGAUCUGGGAAUUUGAACCACCCACCUUCGAGAGGUCGAGAUUUGAAGAGAAGGGAGUCGUGGCUGCACCAACUGGGGUCACAUCAACUUCAUGGAAAGGAAAUCUUUGGCAUGUCUUCAUGUUCUCCUCGGAGAACUGGAUUGGAAAGUCGCAGGAUUUGGGGUUUCUGGCCUGGAACUGGACGGUGACCAGUCUCUGGAAAGGCCCCUGGUAUUUGCGCCCAGUGGCUCUCAGCAUCCUCUGCUUGGGCUCUCUGCCCUUUUGUUUUGUGCGCGCAGGGCCCUGGGAGAUGCGAUGGUGCUGUGAAAAGUACCUCAUGCACAUGCCAGAGGGAUUUUUGAUUUUGCAUCAGCUGAAAGUGGCCCACGAGAUCUUUGGGCGCAAGCUGAGCCCGGCGGCCGUGGCGGAGAUGGAGGCCUUCAUGGAAUGGAAAAAUGCCAACCUCUGACGUGAACAUUCGGAAGAUGCGAGGUUUGGAGAAGGCGUCACUACCUGGACGUUCCAAUUUACCCAUGCAAAUGAUGAC
This is a messenger RNA of Cladocopium goreaui, 932 nucleotides long. The record is from the annotation of a GenBank genome assembly. NCBI's taxonomy places the organism in Eukaryota, Dinophyceae, Suessiales, Symbiodiniaceae.